Molecule: messenger RNA, 1401 nt
Organism: Aspergillus niger
Lineage: Eukaryota; Fungi; Ascomycota; Eurotiomycetes; Eurotiales; Aspergillaceae
Exons: 2
Coding region: 1-1401 (466 amino acids)
Source: RefSeq, a predicted model, not a curated record
AUGUCAAGUGCGAUGAACAAAAGCCCGAAUGCUAUCAGUGCAAGCGCACGGGGAGAAAGUGCGAUGGAUACAGUGAAUCACGUCCAGGGAACAACCACCAGCCUGUCGUCCCCAACGGCUCGGGCGCUAUCCGGGGUAUUUGAGUCUGAUCUCUGGAUGCGCCACCUCCCCCAACUGAGCGAGUGUGAACCUGUCGUCAGGCAUGCCACGGCGGCAGUAAGCGCGGCCCAUGAGCGGGCGCUUGUGCUACAGCGAAAUCCAUCAUCCACUGCGGACCACCGAGCCGCUAAUGAUCGCUUCAUUAUAUUUCAUUAUAAUGAGGCCAUUCGACAUUUGAGAACCUAUCUUGUUUCGCAAAACCCUAGAAUCGAUCUUCUGGUCAUCACAUGUUUUCUUUUUGUGUGCUUGGAGAUGCUGAAUGGUAAUCACAAGCAAUCCCUGGACCACCUCGAAGCGGGCCUGAAGAUAGUUCAGAGCGUCAUAGGAAGACUGCAACCUCUAGGAAGUAAACUAAAUGCGACUUAUCAUGAGUUAUGGAAAUUAAGUCUUCGACUGAACAUCCAGCUCGCAAUGAACGGACGGCCAAUGGUUGCCCUUGAUAUUAAGCCAACAUAUCCCGAAGUGAAACGCUCAGAUGGAAGGCCCGUUUGGUCGGAUAUUUACUGGGCUCAACACGCACUCUAUAAGCUCAUGAACAAGACACUCAUGUUCAUCCGUUCUGCAGGGCACGAACGCACAGAUCGCACACACUUGAUGCCCCAACAGUCGGAGCUCAGGAAGGAAUUUCAAACAUGGAGAAGUGCCUUGGAAAACUAUGCAAAUGAAGCAGAAAACUCCCGAAAAGGCGACCGGCGAGGUCUGUUCUUCUUGCGUUCGUUGUAUCUUGUCUCUUGGAUAUGGACGGAAACAUGUCUGGCCAGACAGGAAACGGUCUUCGACAACUAUAAUUCUGCUUUCGCGGAGCUCGUCCACUGUGCCGGUCAAGUCAUUGAUCUUGACGAUGCCACCGACCGCAAGUCAACGAAUUGCGCACCGGAUAUCUUCACUCUCGAAACACGUAUUGUUACAGGGCUGUACUAUACAGCAAUUAGGUGCCGGGAUCCGAUCAUCCGUCGGGAGGCUAUCCGGCAGAUGAACAGAUGUACCAAACAAGAGGGUCUAUGGAAUAAACAUAUUAUAGUUAAGAUUGCUCAAUUGGUGAUGGAACUGGAAGAAGCCAAUAUGUCAUCGCUGGACGUACAAGAAAGAGUUCCGGUCGACAGGGACCGUAUAUAUGAGACAGUCAUUUCGUGUACGCAGGCAGAAAACCUUCGAAGUACUCGCCAAGUUAUCCUGCUUUCGAAGCCUAACGGACCAGAUGGCGCGUGGCUAACUAGGGUUCGAUUUGUGGACUGGGAGUAG